Messenger RNA from Eucalyptus grandis, 1003 nucleotides. RefSeq names its product UPF0548 protein At2g17695. The record is from RefSeq and is a predicted model, not a curated record. NCBI's taxonomy places the organism in Eukaryota, Viridiplantae, Streptophyta, Magnoliopsida, Myrtales, Myrtaceae.
AUGGAUCCAACCAAAAGAUGUCCAUGGUCCGAUCUUCCUAUGGAGAUUCUCUCCAUGAUUGGCAAGCAGCUCGACACCUGCAUGGAUGUCCUCCGGUUCCACGGCAUCUGUUCUUCCUUCUACUUGCUCCACAAGUUCCCGAAGUUGGGCAAUCAGGUUGUUGGAAGUACGGGGAUGAGAAUUGGUUAUAGUGACAUUGCGGUGUAUGAAGGCAAAGACUGGGUCGUGGAUUACUCCGGGGAUUUUUCACAGAUGGAUACAUCUUUCAGACUUCGAAGUUUCUCGUUGCCAUUCUACAGUAUUGGCUGUGGCUUCGAAGCAUUUAGCGGUGUCAGGUCGUCAGGAAUAGUUUUCUUGUUCUGGUCUUGGCCUUCUGCAGAAUAACGGAAGCAAUGCAUUAACAAUUCUGGUCCUUUCACCUACGAUGCUAAAUACAGAGGGGUGACGGCGAAGGCUGUGUCAAUCCUCAAGGAGGAUGGCGAACUCUACAAGGAUGAGUUCUUACUCAACCAUGACCGUGUUUUAGUUGGUUCCGGUCGUGGUACCUAUGAAAAAGGCAAGAAUGCUCUUGAGAGUUGGAGGUCUCAUUUUGGGUUGCACUGGGCAAUUGUUGAUUGCAAGACUCAAGUUCAGACUGGGGUGAAUUUUUGCGUUUGCGUCAAGGAAUUUAUGCCUUGGCUUGUGAUGCCUCUUGAAGUGGUCUUUGUAAAUGAAAGCCAGAAGUCUAAGAAGGGUGUGGCUUCCUUUCACUUCGGCGGUGGUACACUUAAAGGUCACCUGUUGGUUACUGGGGAAGAGAGCUUUUCAAUUGGGCUGGACGAGGACAAUCAAGUGUGGUAUGGAAUACCCUCUUUCUCAAACCCUGCUGACUUUCUAUCUUUCACUGGUUACCCUGUACAACUCAGGCAGAAGGGCUUUGCUCAUCAAUGUAGUACUGCUGUCCCGAAACAUUUAAGAGCUUCUUAGCUACCUGUACUUAAUGUUGCAAGUUGUGUACAAGUGU